CGCCCUCCCCUGGCCGCUGCGGCUCCAGCCUCCGCCCCGCGCGCUCGCUCCCCGCGCCGCCGCCGCUGCUGCCGCACCUGCCACCAUGUCGCCGCCGCCGGGUCAUGUCUGACUCUCUCUGGACCGCGCUUUCCAAUUUCUCGAUGCCCUCCUUCCCCGGCGGCAGUAUGUUCCGCCGCACCAAGAGCUGCCGAACCAGUAACCGGAAAAGCCUCAUCCUAACCAGCACUUCACCCACGCUGCCGCGACCCCACUCCCCGCUGCCGGGCCACUUAGGUAGCAGUCCCCUGGACAGCCCCCGCAACUUCUCCCCCAACACCCCCGCCCACUUCUCGUUUGCCUCCUCCCGAAGGGCGGAUGGACGCCGCUGGUCACUGGCUUCACUCCCUUCAUCUGGCUAUGGCACCAACACUCCCAGCUCCACGGUCUCGUCCUCCUGCUCCUCCCAGGAGCGCCUGCACCAGCUGCCCUACCAACCCACCGUGGAUGAGCUGCACUUCCUCUCCAAACACUUCGGUAGCACGGAGAGCAUCACCGACGAGGAUGGCGGUCGUCGCUCCCCGGCCGUGCGGCCCCGCUCGCGGAGCCUCAGCCCCGGCCGCUCCCCCUCCUCCUAUGACAACGAGAUCGUCAUGAUGAACCACGUGUACAAGGAGCGGUUCCCCAAGGCCACCGCGCAGAUGGAGGAGAAGCUACGCGACUUCGCCCGGGCCUACGAACCUGACAGCGUGCUGCCGCUGGCCGACGGCGUGCUCAGCUUCAUCCAUCAUCAGAUCAUCGAGCUGGCCCGGGAUUGCCUGACCAAGUCCCGCGACGGUCUCAUCACCACCGUCUACUUCUAUGAACUGCAGGAGAAUCUGGAGAAGCUGCUGCAGGACGCCUACGAGCGCUCUGAGAGCUUGGAGGUGGCCUUCGUCACUCAGCUGGUGAAGAAGUUACUCAUUAUCAUUUCGCGCCCUGCGAGGCUGUUGGAGUGCCUGGAAUUCAACCCCGAGGAGUUCUACCACCUGCUGGAGGCAGCUGAGGGACACGCCAAGGAGGGCCACCUUGUCAAGACGGACAUUCCCCGUUACAUCAUCCGCCAGUUGGGUCUCACCCGUGACCCCUUUCCAGAUGUGGUUCACCUGGAGGAGCAAGAUAGCGGGGGCUCCAACACCCCUGAGCAGGACGACCUCUCCGAGGGUCGCAGCAGCACCACCAAGGCCAAGAAACCUCCAGGGGAGAACGACUUUGACACCAUCAAGCUCAUCAGCAAUGGUGCCUACGGUGCUGUGUACCUGGUGCGGCACCGCGACACCAGGCAGCGCUUUGCCAUGAAGAAGAUCAACAAACAGAACCUGAUUCUGCGCAACCAAAUCCAGCAGGCCUUCGUGGAGCGCGACAUCCUCACCUUUGCCGAGAACCCCUUCGUGGUCGGCAUGUUCUGCUCCUUCGAGACCCGGCGCCACCUCUGCAUGGUCAUGGAAUAUGUGGAAGGCGGUGACUGUGCCACCCUUCUAAAGAACAUUGGGGCACUGCCGGUGGAGAUGGCCCGUAUGUACUUCGCAGAGACUGUGUUGGCACUGGAGUACUUGCACAAUUAUGGCAUCGUGCACCGCGACCUCAAGCCGGACAACCUCCUCAUCACCUCCAUGGGUCACAUCAAGCUUACAGAUUUCGGCCUCUCCAAGAUGGGGCUUAUGAGCCUGACGACCAACUUGUACGAGGGCCACAUCGAGAAGGAUGCCCGGGAGUUCCUGGACAAACAGGUGUGUGGGACCCCAGAGUACAUCGCGCCCGAGGUCAUCCUGCGCCAGGGCUACGGCAAGCCAGUGGACUGGUGGGCCAUGGGAAUCAUUCUGUACGAGUUCCUGGUGGGCUGCGUGCCCUUCUUCGGGGACACCCCGGAAGAGCUCUUUGGACAGGUCAUCAGUGAUGACAUCCUGUGGCCGGAAGGAGAUGAGGCGCUGCCUACAGAUGCCCAGCUUCUGAUAUCCAGCCUCCUGCAGACCAAUCCCCUGGUCCGGCUUGGAGCAGGUGGCGCCUUUGAGGUGAAGCAACACAGCUUCUUUCGAGACCUGGACUGGACGGGGCUGCUGAGGCAGAAGGCAGAGUUCAUCCCCCACCUAGAGUCGGAAGAUGACACCAGCUACUUCGACACCCGCUCAGACAGGUAUCACCACGUGAACUCCUACGAUGAGGAUGACACGACGGAGGAGGAGCCCGUGGAGAUCCGCCAGUUCUCCUCCUGCUCCCCGCGCUUCAGCAAGGUGUAUAGCAGUAUGGAGCAGCUGUCGCAGCAUGAGCCCAAGACCCCCGUGGCUGCAGCAGGGGGCAGCAAGAGGGAGCCCAGCGCCAAGGGUCCGGAGGAGAAGGUGGCCGGCAAGCGGGAGGGGCUGGGCGGCCUGACCCUGCGUGAGAAGACCUGGAGAGGGGGUUCCCCAGAGAUAAAGCGCUUCUCUGCAUCUGAAGCCAGUUUCCUGGAGGGGGAGGCGAGUCCCCCGCUGGGCGCGCGCCGACGUUUCUCUGCGCUGCUGGAACCCAGCCGCUUCAGCGCCCCGCAGGAGGACGAGGAUGAGGCCCGGCUGCGCAGGCCUCCCCGGCCCAGCUCCGAUCCACCAGGCUCGCUGGAUGUUCGGGCCUCCAAAGAGGCGGUCCAAGGGGACGCCGAGGCCACUGAGCGCCCACGCCCAGGUGACCUCUGCCCACCCUCGAAGGAUGGGGACACAUCAGGCCCCAGGGCCACCAAUGACCUAGUUCUGCGCAGGGCGCGGCACCAGCAGCUGUCAGGGGAUCCUGCCGUGGAGAAGCGGCCUUCUCGAACGGGGGGCAAAGUUAUCAAGUCAGCCUCAGCCACUGCCUUGUCUGUCAUGAUUCCUGCAGUGGACCCCCAUGGAAGCUCACCACUUGCUAGUCCCAUGUCCCCAAGAUCUCUCUCCUCCAACCCGUCCUCACGGGACUCCUCACCCAGCCGGGACUACUCACCAGCUGUCAGUGGACUCCGCUCCCCCAUCACCAUUCAACGCUCAGGCAAGAAAUAUGGCUUCACCCUGCGUGCCAUCCGCGUCUACAUGGGUGACUCAGAUGUCUACAGUGUCCACCACAUUGUUUGGCACGUGGAGGAAGGUGGCCCAGCCCAAGAGGCGGGGCUGUGUGCGGGAGACCUGAUCACCCACGUGAACGGGGAGCCUGUGCAUGGCAUGGUGCAUCCAGAGGUCGUGGAGCUGAUCCUUAAGAGCGGCAACAAAGUGGCUGUGACCACAACACCCUUCGAAAAUACCUCCAUCCGUAUCGGACCCGCUAGGCGCAGCAGCUACAAGGCCAAAAUGGCCCGGAGGAACAAGCGGCCCUCUGCCAAGGAGGGCCAGGAGAGCAAGAAGCGCAGCUCGCUCUUCCGGAAGAUCACAAAGCAGUCAAACCUACUGCACACUAGCCGCUCGCUGUCGUCGCUGAACCGCUCACUGUCGUCCAGCGACAGUCUCCCGGGCUCGCCCACGCACGGGCUGCCCGCGCGAUCGCCCACGCACAGCUACCGCUCCACACCCGACUCCGCCUACCUAGGUGCAUCGUCUCAAAGCAGCUCGCCAGCCUCCAGCACCCCCAAUUCGCCAGCGUCGUCCGCGUCGCACCACAUCCGACCCAGCACGCUGCACGGGCUGUCGCCAAAGCUCCACCGCCAGUACCGCUCUGCGCGCUGCAAGUCAGCCGGCAACAUCCCGCUGUCGCCGUUGGCGCACACGCCAUCCCCCACGCAGGCGUCGCCGCCGCCGCUGCCGGGCCACACGGUGGGCAGCUCGCACACGACGCAGAGCUUCCCCGCCAAACUUCACUCGUCGCCGCCCGUCGUGCGUCCGCGCCCCAAGAGUGCAGAGCCCCCGCGCUCGCCGCUCCUCAAGCGCGUGCAGUCGGCGGAGAAGCUGGGGGCCUCGCUGGGCGGCGACAAGAAGGGCGCGCUGCGCAAACACAGCCUGGAGGUGGGCCACCCGGAUUUCCGAAAGGACUUCCACGGCGAGCUGGCUCUGCAUAGCCUCGCCGAGUCCGACGGCGAGACACCACCCAUCGAGGGUAUUGGGUCAACCAGGCAGGUCGCCGUCCGCCGCCUGGGCCGCCAGGAGUCGCCCCUGAGCCUGGGCGCGGACCCAUUGCUGGCCGAGGGCACCCCCAGACCGCUGGCGUCCAGCAAAGAGAAGGAGUCACCAGGUGGCAUGGAGGCCUGCACCCCACCCCGCUCGACAACCCCCGGGGGCCGAACCCUGGAGCGGGAUUCCAGCUGCACGCGGCACCAGAGUGUGCAGACGGAGGAUGGCGCGGGCGGAGUGGCCAGGGCUGUGGCCAAGGCUGCGCUGAGCCCGGUGCAGGAACACGAGACGGGCAGGCGCAGUAGCUCCGGGGAGGCGGGCACACCCUCAGUACCCAUUGUCGUAGAGCCUGGGCGGCCGGGGGUCAAGGUCGAGGUGCCCCAGCCCCUGGGCACGGACUCCAAGGAAUUGCAGGAACCUGCAGCCCCGGCGCCUGUGGCGUCAGAGGCCCCGAGGGGCCGGGAGCGCUGGGUGCUGGAGGUGGUGGAGGAGCGGACCACGCUGAGCGGGCCUCGCUCCAAGCCUGCUUCCCCCAAGCUCUCCCCGGACCCCCAGACCCCCACCCCAACCCCAACCAAGAUUGCGCCCAGCAGCGCAAGCCCUAUAGCCCCCCUCCCCUCCCUCUCGGUCCCAGGCACCAAGCCUGAAGUAGGGCCAACUUCCAGGUGCCCUGCUGAAGCUGUGCCUCCAGCAGGCCUGAGCAAAAAAGGGGCGCCCAGCCCCGCACCCCCAGGCCCAUAGCCAAUCAGGCCCUUGGUCCUGUGCUGUACAGCCUCCUGUAUACAUAUGUACACAUAUAAAUAAAGUGCGCCCGUCCAGCGUGA
Messenger RNA from Castor canadensis (American beaver), 4882 nucleotides. It is a transcript of the gene Mast1, whose product is annotated as microtubule associated serine/threonine kinase 1. Gene Ontology annotation, biological process: cytoskeleton organization; intracellular signal transduction; peptidyl-serine phosphorylation. Gene Ontology annotation, molecular function: protein serine/threonine kinase activity; ATP binding; protein binding. NCBI's taxonomy places the organism in Eukaryota, Metazoa, Chordata, Mammalia, Rodentia, Castoridae. The record is from RefSeq and is a predicted model, not a curated record.